CCGUCGCGCGGUGCACAGAUAAGACGUCGCGCUUGCGCAGGCGCUCGGCGCAGAGGCCUGCGGGAAGCUAAGAUGGCGCAUAGGGGUUCUCCAGGCUGCAGUUGGCGCCUUAUCUGUAUCUAAGCGGAGUGGUUUUGGAAGGAGUUAAGGGGCUGUGGCAAACGCCCUCUCCGCCGUCAUGGCCCGGCAUCGGAAUGUUCGAGGCUAUAACUACGAUGAAGAUUUUGAAGAUGAUGAUCUCUACGGCCAGUCUGUAGAGGAUGAUUAUUGUAUUUCGCCAUCAACAGCUGCUCAGUUUAUUUAUUCACGGCGUGACAAACCUUCUGUUGAGCCUGUGGAAGAAUAUGAUUAUGAAGAUCUGAAAGAAUCUUCCAAUUCUGUUUCGAACCAUCAGUUCAGUGGAUUUGAUCAAGCUCGUCUUUAUUCAUGCCUUGAUCACAUGAGAGAGAUACUUGGAGAUGCUGUGCCAGAUGAAAUAUUAAUUGAAGCAGUUCUGAAGAACAAGUUUGAUGUGCAGAAGGCUUUGUCAGGGGUUCUGGAACAAGAUAGAGUGCAGAGUUUGAAGGACAAGAAUGAGGGAACAGUAUCUACAGGAAAGAUAGCAAAAGAGUCUCACUCUGUCACCCAGGCUGGAGUGCAGUGGCAUGAUCUUGCUCACAGCAGCUACCACCUCCUGGGUUCAAGUGAUUGUCCUUCCUCAGCCUCCCAAGUAACUGGGAUUACAGGAAAACCAGUAGAUUCCCAGACAUCGCGAAGUGAAUCUGAAAUUGUGCCAAAAGUUGCUAAAAUGACUGUAUCUGGAAAGAAGCAAACUAUGGGAUUUGAAGUGCCUGGAGUAUCGUCUGAAGAAAAUGGUCAUAGUUUCCACACACCUCAAAAAGGACCGCCCAUUCAAGAUGCCAUUGCUUCUUCCGAUGUUCUUGAGACUGCUUCUAAAUCUGCUAAUCCACCCCAAACGAUUCAAGCAUCAGAAGAGCAGAGUUCAACCCCAGCACCGGUGAAAAAGUCUGGCAAGCUGAGGCAGCAAAUAGAUGUGAAGGCGGAACUGGAGAAGCGGCAAGGAGGGAAGCAGCUACUCAACUUAGUGGUCAUUGGUCAUGUUGAUGCUGGGAAAAGUACUCUGAUGGGCCAUAUGCUUUAUCUUCUGGGUAAUAUAAACAAAAGAACUAUGCAUAAGUAUGAACAGGAGUCUAAAAAGGCUGGCAAAGCUUCGUUUGCAUAUGCAUGGGUCUUGGAUGAAACUGGCGAAGAAAGGGAAAGGGGAGUAACCAUGGAUGUUGGUAUGACAAAGUUUGAAACCACAACCAAAGUUAUUACAUUAAUGGAUGCUCCAGGCCAUAAGGACUUCAUUCCAAAUAUGAUUACAGGAGCAGCCCAGGCGGAUGUAGCUGUUUUAGUUGUAGAUGCCAGCAGGGGAGAGUUUGAAGCUGGAUUUGAGACUGGAGGACAAACACGAGAGCAUGGACUCUUGGUCCGUUCUCUGGGAGUGACGCAGCUUGCAGUUGCAGUUAAUAAAAUGGAUCAGGUUAAUUGGCAACAAGAAAGAUUUCAAGAGAUUACUGGAAAACUUGGGCACUUUCUUAAGCAAGCAGGUUUUAAGGAGAGUGAUGUAGCUUUUAUUCCUACAAGUGGUCUCAGUGGUGAAAAUCUAAUCACAAGAUCUCGGUCAAGUGAACUCACAAAAUGGUAUAAAGGACUAUGUUUAUUAGAACAAAUUGAUUCCUUUAAGCCUCCCCAGCGAUCUAUUGACAAGCCUUUUAGAUUAUGUGUGUCUGAUGUUUUCAAAGAUCAAGGAUCUGGAUUUUGCAUAACUGGUAAAAUAGAAGCUGGUUAUAUCCAAACUGGUGACCGACUACUGGCAAUGCCUCCUAAUGAAACUUGUACGGUGAAAGGAAUCACUCUGCAUGAUGAACCUGUCGAUUGGGCGGCAGCAGGCGAUCACGUUAGUCUUACUUUGGUUGGGAUGGAUAUCAUCAAAAUCAAUGUUGGCUGCAUAUUUUGUGGUCCCAAAGUACCCAUUAAAGCUUGCACUCGUUUCAGAGCCCGAAUCCUCAUCUUUAAUAUUGAAAUUCCUAUCACUAAAGGAUUUCCUGUGCUGUUACACUACCAAACUGUCAGUGAACCCGCCGUUAUUAAACGAUUGAUUAGUGUCUUAAACAAAAGCACGGGUGAAGUCACAAAGAAAACGCCUAAGUUUUUGACUAAAGGCCAGAAUGCAUUGGUAGAGCUACAGACACAAAGACCAAUAGCUCUUGAGCUAUAUAAAGACUUUAAAGAGCUGGGGAGGUUCAUGCUACGUUACGGUGGUUCUACAAUAGCUGCUGGUGUUGUCACUGAGAUGAAAGAAUGAUGGGUCAGAAUUUCUACCAUGUUUCCGGAUACAGUGAAAUAGCUAACCUCUGUUUCAAGAAUGCAGUUAUUAAGUCAAAGGAACAAUGUGCAAUUGAUAUGUUUUUAGAUGAGAGAGAAAAAUUAAAGUUAAAAUUAGCUGCAAAGAAGUAUUAAUAAUCACCCUUGCAAAAAUUCUAAGUUGCCAACUGGCAAAGUCUAAAGUUAAAAACAACUUUGCCUUUGAAAUGUUAGUAAAUGGAUUUACUCUGCUGAGAUUUAUGGCAAGUGUCAAAAAUAGUAUCUGAAGAUACUGAAUCAUCAUGAAAUGAACUCUACUUCUGGCCAAAGCACAAUGUAUUUGCAGUUUUCUCUUUUGAUUCAAUUAUACUGCGCAUGUUUUAAGGAAAAGUAACUUAAUUGGGUUUUUCAGGCAGUUGAUAUUUGACCUAAGCUUUUUUUUUUUUUUUUUUUUUUUCUCUCCCAGUUAACGCUAAGAAAAGAUUUGGGGAAGGUUAUAAUAAAGGUAUUUUGUGGUGACCAUAAGAAUGUCCCUCCCCAAACAAGUAAACUUGUGAAAGUUUAAUUCGAAAUUAGUGGAAGCUGUUCCUUUGAAAGCCAAGAUAUUAUUUAAGUUGUAAAGCCAGCUAAUAAAAUGCCUUAGUUUGAGCAUAA
Molecule: messenger RNA, 3003 nt
Organism: Pongo pygmaeus (Bornean orangutan)
Lineage: Eukaryota; Metazoa; Chordata; Mammalia; Primates; Hominidae
Gene: HBS1L
Product: HBS1 like translational GTPase
Exons: 19
Coding region: 179-2350 (723 amino acids)
Molecular function (GO): GTPase activity; GTP binding
Source: RefSeq, a predicted model, not a curated record